GGAAAAAUGCUUUUUUUCUCAUCGCAGUCUAGUCAAAUAUACUUAUAUUUUAUAAAAUUUCCUCGCAAACUGCCUUUCAAUAAAAUCUAAAGUUAAGUAGUAAAGUUCCAACCACAAGAAAACUCAUUCCUGAUAAUAUUUGAAUGUGGCCUCAUCUGGCAAAGCUAUUUAAGCAGGGCUCUGCUGCAGGAGUGGGUUCGGUAACACUAGAAUAAGGGCUCCUGGGGAAGAUGGGCUCUGUUCAGCUCCAUGACUGCAGAGGGAUGGAAAGGGGAAGGCUGUGUGAGGAGGUGUGAUUAGGGGGCUUCUUUGAGAAACUGAAAAUGAUUAAAGAAGGUAGGAGCGUGAGAAUUCUUAUUAUGUUUAACCCAUAGCCAACAUCAUGAGCAUAAGAAUUAAAGGAAGUCACUUGGUUUUUUAUUCUUGUUUUUGAGGGAACAGAAAGUCUUAACCAAAGAGAAAUUUCUUUGUGUGUGUGUGUGUGUGUGUGUGUGUGUGUGUGUGUGUGUUUUCUGAUAAUAAAAUAAAUGGUAAUACUUUUUUCAAGGUUUAAAAAAAGAGAGAGAGAAGGAAUGGAAAAGUUUAAAGAAGAAAAUAGAAAUCACCACUCAUCUCAAUAUUCAAAUAUUCCCACCACUAGAAUUGUGGGUUUUUCUUUUACUCAUACCUAUAUUAAAUACAAGUGUUAUCCUGUAUCUACAGUUUAGCAAAUCUAUGGUUGAUUCUAGUCACCAAAUAUUUGAGACAAAAAGAAAAUGUACAGUUGUAUGUAAUUGCCUUUUUAAUUUAACAUUCUAUCGCAAGCAUUUAUCCCUCACUUCCCCCAUCCACCUUCCCUGCAACAGGGAUUUUUGAAGAAAGCCAGCCUGUGCAUCUCUCCCCGCUCUGUCCCUGGAGACAGGGAUGUUGUCAUAGCCUAUGAGAGCAGAAGUUAGGGAGAGCUGCCACACGGCGGCGCUGUGGUGCAGGAAAAAAGCCCGAGGGCUGGUCCAGAGUCAGAGACCUGCAUUCGGCUUGGGCUCUAUCCUUCACUCGCGGUGAAAUUCAGAGCAAUUUCCUCCCUCUCUCAAUCCCAGCGUUUUUAAAUCCAUAAAUUGAGGGAAAUGGAGGAGGUGCGGUCAGGAAGUUUGUGAGCCUGGGUCAGCUGCUCUUGACUGAGACGACUUGGGCGAUUCUCUUUUAACUUCCAAGUUCUCUUCCAGUCUGAAACAUUCUAUGAUUAUUUGCGAUUUCAGACACGAAACUCAGGAAACACCAUUUGUAAGCAAUGAUUGGUAAUGCAAAUUGAGAACCAUUUUUCUUUCUUUCUCUUUAUUAAGAGACGAGGUCUCGCUAUGUUGCCCAGGCAGGCCUGGAACUCCUGGCCUCAAGUGAUCCACCUGCCUCAGGCUCCCAAGUAGCUGGGACUACAGGUACGGGCCACUCUGCCUGGUUGGGAAUCAUUUUUCUAAGUUGAAAUGAAGUUCCUGAGACAAUCCUGCAAGGUUACACCAUGUUAGUUCUGUUUUGUGGACCUGGCAAACCAUGCAUUCUGCAUGUAUAAUACACCAGGUAUUUUCAUUAGAGCAUUCCUUUGAGAGAGGUAGGGAGGUGACAUUUCCACUUUGCAGAGGAGUAGACUGAGGCUCAGAGAGGUUAAACGACUUGUCUAAUGUCUCAUGAAUCCAAGAGCUCUAACUUUUCAAUAAUUACUCCUUCUGCUACCAUAUAUUUCAAACCACUCAGAUGAGAGUAAUAGUCCUUUAAAUUAUUAGAAAAGGCUGCAGAAGCAAUGUUUUAAAAAAAUUGGGGUGAUUCAGCUUAGAGAAGAGAAGGCCAUGGGGGAUGCACGUAGGCAUGAAGUUUCUGCGGCUCAGUUGCACAUCUCAGCACGUCUUUCAUUCAAACUGGACCUGAAAUCUUCUCCCAGGGUGUCCUACUUUCGUGGACAAAAAAGUUUAAGGCACGAGGAGUUCAGGACACGGAUGUGGUGAGCCGUCUGACCAAAGCCAUGAGAAGACACAAGGACAUGGACGUGGACAUCCUGGCCCUGGUCAAUGACACCGUGGGGACCAUGAUGACCUGUGCCUAUGACGACCCCUACUGCGAAGUUGGUGUCAUCAUCGGAACUGGCACCAAUGCGUGUUACAUGGAGGACAUGAGCAACAUUGACCUGGUGGAGGGCGACGAGGGCAGGAUGUGCAUCAACACAGAGUGGGGGGCCUUCGGGGACGACGGGGCCCUGGAGGACAUUCGCACUGAGUUCGACAGGGAGCUGGACCUCGGCUCUCUCAACCCAGGAAAGCAACUGUUCGAGAAGAUGAUCAGUGGCCUGUACCUGGGGGAGCUUGUCAGGCUUAUCUUGCUGAAGAUGGCCAAGGCUGGCCUCCUGUUUGGUGGUGAGAAAUCUUCUGCUCUCCACACUAAGGGCAAGAUCGAAACACGGCACGUGGCUGCCAUGGAGAAGUAUAAAGAAGGCCUUGCUAAUACAAGAGAGAUCCUGGUGGACCUGGGUCUGGAACCGUCUGAGGCUGACUGCAUUGCCGUCCAGCAUGUCUGUACCAUCGUCUCCUUCCGCUCGGCCAAUCUCUGUGCAGCAGCUCUGGCGGCCAUCCUGACACGCCUCCGGGAGAACAAGAAGGUGGAACGGCUCCGGACCACAGUGGGCAUGGACGGCACCCUCUACAAGAUACACCCUCAGUACCCAAAACGCCUGCACAAGGUGGUGAGGAAACUGGUCCCAAGCUGUGAUGUCCGCUUCCUCCUGUCAGAGAGUGGCAGCACCAAGGGGGCCGCCAUGGUGACCGCGGUGGCCUCCCGCGUGCAGGCCCAGCGGAAGCAGAUCGACAGGGUGCUGGCUUUGUUCCAGCUGACCCGAGAGCAGCUCGUGGACGUGCAGGCCAAGAUGCGGGCUGAGCUGGAGUAUGGGCUGAAGAAGAAGAGCCACGGGCUGGCCACGGUCAGGAUGCUGCCCACCUACGUCUGCGGGCUGCCGGACGGCACAGAGAAAGGAAAGUUUCUCGCCCUGGAUCUUGGGGGAACCAACUUCCGGGUCCUCCUGGUGAAGAUCAGAAGUGGACGGAGGUCAGUGCGAAUGUACAACAAGAUCUUCGCCAUCCCCCUGGAGAUCAUGCAGGGCACUGGUGAGGAGCUCUUUGAUCACAUUGUGCAGUGCAUCGCCGACUUCCUGGACUACAUGGGCCUCAAGGGAGCCUCCCUACCUUUGGGCUUCACAUUCUCAUUUCCCUGCAGGCAGAUGAGCAUUGACAAGGGAACACUCAUAGGGUGGACCAAAGGUUUCAAGGCCACUGACUGUGAAGGGGAGGACGUGGUGGACAUGCUCAGGGAAGCCAUCAAGAGGAGAAACGAGUUUGACCUGGACAUUGUUGCAGUCGUGAAUGAUACAGUGGGGACCAUGAUGACCUGUGGCUAUGAAGAUCCUAAUUGUGAGAUUGGCCUGAUUGCAGGAACAGGCAGCAACAUGUGCUACAUGGAGGACAUGAGGAACAUCGAGAUGGUGGAGGGGGGUGAAGGGAAGAUGUGCAUCAAUACAGAGUGGGGAGGAUUUGGAGACAAUGGCUGCAUAGAUGACAUCUGGACCCGAUACGACACGGAGGUGGAUGAGGGGUCCUUGAAUCCUGGCAAGCAGAGAUACGAGAAAAUGACCAGUGGGAUGUACUUGGGGGAGAUUGUGCGGCAGAUCCUGAUCGACCUGACCAAGCAGGGUCUCCUCUUCCGAGGGCAGAUUUCAGAGCGUCUCCGGACCAGGGGCAUCUUCGAAACCAAGUUCCUGUCCCAGAUCGAAAGCGAUCGGCUGGCCCUUCUCCAGGUCAGGAGGAUUCUGCAGCAGCUGGGCCUGGACAGCACGUGUGAGGACAGCAUCGUGGUGAAGGAGGUGUGCGGAGCCGUGUCCCGGCGGGCGGCCCAGCUCUGCGGUGCUGGCCUGGCCGCUAUAGUGGAAAAAAGGAGAGAAGACCAGGGGCUAGAGCACCUGAGGAUCACUGUGGGUGUGGACGGCACCCUGUACAAGCUGCACCCUCACUUUUCUAGAAUAUUGCAGGAAACUGUGAAGGAACUAGCCCCUCGAUGUGAUGUGACAUUCAUGCUGUCAGAAGAUGGCAGUGGAAAAGGGGCAGCACUGAUCACUGCUGUGGCCAAGAGGUUACAGCAGGCACAGAAGGAGAACUAGGAACCCCUGGGAUUGGACCUGAUGCAUCUUGGAUACUGAACAGCUUUUCCUCUGGCAGAUCAGUUGGUCAGAGACCAAUGGGCACCCUCCUGGCUGACCUCACCUUCUGGAUGGCCGAAAGAGAACCCCAGGUUCUCGGGUACUCUUAGUAUCUUGUACUGGAUUUGCAGUGACAUUACAUGACAUCUCUAUUUGGUAUAUUUGGGCCAAAAUGGGCCAACUUAUGAAAUCAAAGUGUCUGUCCUGAGAGAUCCCCUUUCAACACAUUGUUCAGGUGAGGCUUGAGCUGUCAAUUCUCUAUGGCUUUCAGUCUUGUGGCUGCGGGACUUGGAAAUAUAUAGAAUCUGCCCAUGUGGCUGGCAGGCUGUUUCCCCAUUGGGAUGCUUAAGCCAUCUCUUAUAGGGGAUUGGACCCUGUACUUGUGGAUGAACAUUGGAGAGCAAGAGGAACUCACGUUAUGAACUAGGGGGAUCUCAUCUAACUUGUCCUUAACUUGCCAUGUUGACUUCAAACCUAUUAAGAGAACAAAGACUUUGAAGUAUCCAGCCCCAGGGUGCAGAGAGGUUGAUUGCCAGGGAGCACUGCAGGAAUCAUUGCAUGCUUAAAGCGAGUUAUGUCAGCACCCUGUAGGAUUUUGUUCCUUAUUAAGUGUGUGCCAUGUGGUGGGGUGCUGUCUGGGGCAUCUGUUUUUCAUUUUGCCUGUGGUUUGUGUUGCAGGUGUUGAUAGUUGUUUUAAGGAUUGUUAGGUAUAGGAAAUCCAGUAAAUUAAUAAAAAAAUUUUGAUUUUCCAAUAAA
Molecule: messenger RNA, 4963 nt
Organism: Homo sapiens (human)
Lineage: Eukaryota; Metazoa; Chordata; Mammalia; Primates; Hominidae
Gene: HKDC1
Product: hexokinase domain containing 1
Exons: 15
Coding region: 1991-4168 (725 amino acids)
Biological process (GO): intracellular glucose homeostasis; hexose metabolic process; carbohydrate derivative metabolic process
Cellular component (GO): cytoplasm; mitochondrial membrane; photoreceptor inner segment
Molecular function (GO): D-glucose binding; ATP binding; hexokinase activity
Source: RefSeq, a predicted model, not a curated record